Messenger RNA from Aspergillus aculeatinus CBS 121060, 1779 nucleotides. Its product is annotated as ribosome-binding protein NMD3. Gene Ontology annotation, biological process: ribosomal large subunit export from nucleus. Lineage: Eukaryota; Fungi; Ascomycota; Eurotiomycetes; Eurotiales; Aspergillaceae. The coding region runs from base 48 to 1625 and encodes 525 amino acids. Gene Ontology annotation, molecular function: ribosomal large subunit binding. The transcript is spliced from 4 exons. Gene Ontology annotation, cellular component: nucleus; cytoplasm. The record is from RefSeq and is a predicted model, not a curated record.
CCAACUCUUCGCUUUGGUGCAUUUGCGGUUUGCGUCCGGAGGUCAAGAUGUCGAUGGAUUUGGAUGCGCCAGUUCCCAUGUUGGGGCUGCAGGACCAGCCCCCGGUCGCUGCGACGAUUCUGUGCUGCAACUGCGGUGCCCCCAUCGAUGGAACCACUUCUGCUGGUGCUAUGUGCCAGGACUGUCUGAAACUGAACGUCGACGUCACCCAAGGCAUCCAGCGCGAAUCGACCCUCCUCUGCUGCAAAGACUGCGAGCGGUGGCUCCAGCCCCCCAACCAGUGGGUGGUUGCGACCCUCGAGUCCAAGGAACUCCUCGCCCUCUGUCUGCGCCGCCUUCGUGGCUUGUCGAAAGUCCGCAUCAUCGACGCCAACUUCAUCUGGACCGAACCCCACUCGAAGCGCAUCAAGGUCAACAUCACAAUUCAGCAGGAGGCCUUCCAGGGCACGAUUAUCCAACAAUCUUUUGAGGUGGAAUACGUGGUGGCUGGCCAGCAGUGUCCUGAUUGCCAGAAGAGUUUCACGCCCAACACGUGGCGAGCUGCAGUCCAGGUCCGACAGAAGGUCCCUCACAAGCGUACCUUCCUUCACCUGGAGCAGUUGAUCCUGAAGAACGACGCUCACAAGGAUACGGUGAAUAUUAAGGAGGCCAAAGAUGGUAUCGAUUUCUACUUUGCGCAGCGGAACCACGCCGAGAAGAUGGUCGACUUCCUUGCCUCUGUGGUACCGUGCAAGAUGCAGAAGUCCCAGGAGCUCAUUUCCAUGGAUGUUCACACCAGCACCAAGUCCUACAAGCACACCUUCUCGAUUGAGUUGAUCCCCAUCUGCAAAGACGAUCUCGUCGCAUUGCCGCUCAAGCUUGCCCGCCAACUUGGAAACAUCGCCCCCCUCACCCUCUGCCACCGCGUCGGAAACAACGUGAAUUUCUUGGAUCCGACUACUCUGCAAACGGCCGACGUCCAAACCGGCGUGUACUGGCGGUCGCCGUUCAAGAACCUCGCCGACGUCACCCAGCUGAAGGAGUUUAUCAUUCUGGAUAUCGAGCUUACCGGCCAGUCGAAUGGCCGUUUCCACCUUGCCGAGGCCACUGUGGCUCGCGCCUCGGACCUUGGCUCCAACAACACCACCUACUUCUGCCGCACACACCUUGGCGGUAUCCUGCACCCCGGUGACUCCGUUCUCGGCUACCACCUGAGCGGCACCAUCUUCAACGACGACAACUUCGACGCGAUCGAGCAGAGCCACCAGUACGGAUCGACGAUCCCGGACGUCGUGCUCGUCAAGAAGUUCUACGCCCGCAAGAAGAAGCCCAAGAGCCGCAACUGGCGCCUCAAGCGCAUGGCCCGCGAGUACGAGGAGGAGGCCCUCGCCAGCGCUGGCCAGCAGAGCCGCAAGAAGGAGCAGGAAGCCAACCGUCUGGAGGAGGACUUUGAGAUGUUCUUGCGCGAUGUCGAAGAGGACGAGGAGCUCCGCCAGACGCUGGAUCUGUACAAGGUCCGGAAGCAGCCCCAACCGGCCGAUGCUAUGGAUGAGGACGAGGACCACGAGAGCGAGGAUGAGACGCCGCAGAUCAACAUGGACGAGCUGCUUGACGACUUUGAUGAGCUGAAUAUGGAUGAUGAUUGAGCUUUCUGCGAGUAAUAUCCCUGAUGAUCACGGCUGGUGUUUAUAUUCUACUUUUCUGAGGGGUUCAUGUCGAUAAAGAAAAGUUUUAUUACCCCCUUGUUGUUUUUUCUUAAAUCCAGGUUUCAUAGCAUCCAUGCAUUUCACCCUUUCAUCU